AUGGGACGAACACUCGAGGCACUGGCACCUAAGAAAACAGAGAUCACUCGGUCUUGCCACCCUUCCGGUGGAUCAAGCCGAGCUUCAAUUGUUCUUCCUCUCAUUCACUCAUGUCAUAUUUUAGGAAAAGCAUUUCCAGGAGAUGUGGUCCUAGACACAAAAGAUUCCUCCCUCGUGGUUUGUUUCGGAGAGAUGCUAAUUGAUUUUGUCCCAACCACGAAUGGACUUUCACUGGCUGAUGCACCUGCAUUUAAAAAAGCUGCUGGAGGAGCCCCUGCAAAUGUUGCAGUUGGCAUAGCUCGUCUAGGUGGCUCAUCAGCCUUUAUUGGGAAGGUGGGGGAAGAUGAAUUUGGGUACAUGCUUGCUGAUAUAUUAAAGAAGAAUAAUGUCAACAAUGAAGGGAUGCGUUUUGAUCCUGGUGCACGAACUGCUUUAGCAUUUGUUACGUUGAGGAGUGAUGGGGAACGUGAGUUCAUGUUUUAUCGUAAUCCUAGUGCUGAUAUGUUGCUUCAAGAAGCUGAACUUGAUUUAGAUUUAAUAAGGAAGGCAAAAAUCUUGCACUAUGGAUCUAUAAGUCUUAUUACAGAACCAUGCAAGUCCGCCCAUAUUGCAGCAGCAAAAGCUGCAAAGGAAGCUGAUGUUGUUUUAUCAUAUGAUCCCAACCUCAGGCUUCCAUUGUGGCCUUCUGCAAAGAGUGCCAGAGAAGGAAUUUUGAGUAUAUGGGAGACUGCUGAUAUUAUCAAGAUAAGUGAAGAAGAGAUUUCUUUUCUUACAGAAGGAGAAGAUCCUUUUGAUGAAACUGUCGUUCGCAAAUUGUACCAUCCAAAUCUUAAUUUACUACUUGUCACUGAAGGGCCCGAUGGUUGCAGAUACUACACCAAGGAGUUCAGUGGAAGAGUUAAGGGUAUGAAGGUAGACGCCGUGGACACAACAGGUGCGGGGGAUGCAUUUGUAGCUGGAAUACUGUCCCAACUAGCAGUUGAUCUCUCUUUGAUUCAGAACGAGGACAAACUGAGAGAUGCACUUCUGUUUGCUAAUGCUUGUGGUGCUUCGACUGUGACUGGGAGAGGAGCUAUUCCAGCUUUACCAACUAGAGAAGCUGUGCUGGAUGUCAUGCUCAAGUCUGUAGCCUAGGUAUAUAAAUUAGAUGUGCAAACUCCUUUGUUAGCACGGUGACAAAACCACAACCUGAUUUAAAUUCAAACCAGAGUUACCUCUGGUAGAGAAAAUAAACUUCAACUAUAGCAUCAUAGUGAGUUCUUGUUGUUGUAAAAUAAACUUCAACUCGUCUACCAAAUUUUAAUUUGUCAACAGAUAUAUCAUUGAUUGUAUAAGAAUAAGACCAUGUAAAUUAUUUUUCAAUAAAAGUUCAUGCUGAGAGCCUGAGACUAAC
Fragaria vesca subsp. vesca is the source of this 1393-nucleotide messenger RNA. RefSeq names its product probable fructokinase-4-like. The coding region runs from base 1 to 1134 and encodes 377 amino acids. The record is from RefSeq and is a predicted model, not a curated record. Gene Ontology annotation, molecular function: fructokinase activity. Gene Ontology annotation, biological process: fructose metabolic process. Gene Ontology annotation, cellular component: chloroplast stroma; cytosol. Lineage: Eukaryota; Viridiplantae; Streptophyta; Magnoliopsida; Rosales; Rosaceae. The transcript has 7 exons.